Messenger RNA from Sphaeramia orbicularis (orbiculate cardinalfish), 3228 nucleotides. Its product is annotated as cyclic AMP-dependent transcription factor ATF-6 beta-like. Gene Ontology annotation, cellular component: nucleus. Gene Ontology annotation, molecular function: RNA polymerase II cis-regulatory region sequence-specific DNA binding; DNA-binding transcription factor activity, RNA polymerase II-specific. Bases 212 to 2383 code for a protein of 723 amino acids. Lineage: Eukaryota; Metazoa; Chordata; Actinopteri; Kurtiformes; Apogonidae. Gene Ontology annotation, biological process: endoplasmic reticulum unfolded protein response; regulation of transcription by RNA polymerase II. The transcript has 17 exons. The record is from RefSeq and is a predicted model, not a curated record.
AGGAAGGAGCGAGUGCACGAGCGGUGACAGAAGCUGAGGAAAACGGCUCAUUUUCCACAGAACAAACACCCGUGGAAGUGGAACAGUCAAUGCUAAACCUGUCUGUUCCAGCUCGGGUCGGUUAAUGCUAAAAGUUCGCGGCCGUAUUAGCCGGUGUAGCUAGCUGCUGUGUGCCCGCUGCUCCGUGUCGGAACACACCGCCUUUGUGGGGAUGAGUGCGGAGCUGCUGGCCGACCUGGACAGCCGCUUCUUCGCCGAUAACCUCCUGACGAGCGAAGACUGGGAUCUGUACCAGUGUGAGAGUAUGGAGGAGGGUGAGGACGCCGAUUUCAACCGAGGACUGAAAUACGACUCGGCGUUCGACAAUGACCUGGUCCUCACCCUGGAUCCGGACAACCCCACGUCUCCAUGGCGACACCUGGAUGACAACCUGCUCACAGGGGAAACUCCCGUCAUAAAAAGUGAGAUGACCAUCACACAGCCGUUACCGGUGGAGAUGUUGUUCCAGGUGAAAGCAGAACCUCCGUCUCCUGCGUCAUCACUGGAGUCCGACUGUUCUGCAGCGUCUCCAGAUCCACAGAUCACAGUUAAAGGUGAAAACCCUCCCACGCCUCCGUACAUGUACGGAGACGUGCUUUCACCUCCGCUCGGAUCCAUGGAGGUCACCGUGGCAACGACAUCAGUCCCGCCUCCACAGCCUCAGCUGCAGACGCCGUUAACCACACAGAUACCAGGAGUCCUCAGCGGCCUACAAACCCCGACCACAGUGCUGCCCAACUCGGCCUCGCUGAAGGCCAGCUCCAUCCUCAGCACCAAACCCCCCAUCCAGCCCAGACCGGUCUGCGUGGCCACCCUGCCCGUCCCCCAGUCCCAGACCCCGGCCAAGACCCUCAUCCUGCAGGGCCUGCCCUCCAUGGACCAGACCAGACCAGUCGUCCUCUCUCAGUCCGUCUGUCUGGGCUCGGCUCCCGCCAUCGUCAAAGUGGAGCCGGUUUCUCCCAGCAUCCCUCAGCCCUGCUCCGCCACAGCUCCGCCCACCAGCAAACCCAUCGUCCCGGCGACCACCGCGCUGCCCGGCAACAACUCCAGUGACAUCGACAUGAAGGUUCUGAAGCGGCAGCAGAGGAUGAUAAAGAACCGUGAGUCGGCCUGUCAGUCCAGGAAGAAGAAGAAGGAGUACCUGCAGAACCUGGAGGCCCAGCUGAGGGAGGCACAGCAGGAGAACGAGCGACUGCGCAGGGAGAACCAGGCGCUGAAGGAGAGGCUGGCUGGGAAGGAGGGCAGUGAAUCGGCGAGUAACAAACGCGCGGUGUGCGUCAUGGCCGUCCUCCUGUUCAUGACCUUCAGCUUCGGACCCGUCAGCAUCACAGACAGGAAGUUGUCGGCGGGCUUUCAGGACGAUUCGGUGUCGUACACGGGACGGCAUCUGCUGGAGAUCGAACAGCAGGCGGCGGCGGCGGCUCCGCCUCCAAAUAGAGUGGAGGAUAAAACGGAAACAGAGGAGGAGGGAGGAGACGAACGAUGGAAGAGGGGGGAGACCGAGAGGUUCACCACAGAGCCAUAUCAGUUCAGGAACCUGAGCGACGUCUUCAGCGACAUGAAGGAACUGGUUCUGCAGGACAUCGACCGCUUCUUCACGUCCUCCGACUGCAGACAGUUCAACCGCUCCGAGUCCCUCAGGUUGGCCGACGAGCUGAGGGGUUGGGUUCACCGGCACCAGAUCGACCGCAAGAAGUCUGGAGGGAAACCCAAGAUCGCCAAGAAGGCCAAGGUGGCUCAGAAAUCUCAGCUGAGGAAAACAAACUUCUCCAGAUACCUGCCCAUCCAGGCCCACCGCUCCAUAGAGAGUCAGCUGCAGGUGUUGUCGGGGCCGGAGGUCACCUACAGCGACUUCCUGGACGCCAUCGACCGCCGUGAGGACACUUUCUACGUGGUGUCCUUCAGACGGGACCACCUCCUGCUGCCGGCCAUCAGCCACAACAAAACCAGCCGACCGAAAAUGUCUCUGGUGAUGCCGGCUAUGUCUGUGAACGAGAGUCUCUACAACUCGUCUCAGGGUUACGAGAUGAUGAUGCAGGUCGACUGCGAAGUCAUGGACACCCGGAUCGUCCCCAUCAAAUCCUCUGCCGUCCCGCCCUCGCUCCGGGACCCGCCCCCACCUCCGCCCUCCACCCACCACAACCCCCACCACCAUCACCACGGCAACCACACCUCGCUGCGCGGACGCCACCACCAUUCGCCGUCCUCCUCCUCCUCCUCCGCCUCUUCUUCCUCCUCCUCUUCUUCUUCUUCUUCUUCCUCCUCGUCUUCGUCUCCGCGGCAACCUUUACCCGCCCGCAGACGACCGGUGGAAUACCUAAUCAGCCAAUCGGAGGGCGUCUGAGGACAUGUUUCCAUGGCGACGACGGUUAAAAUAAACUCAUCAUCUGGAGCUCAAAGGUAAUCGUAUCGACUCUGGAAAAACUCCGCCUCCAACCGCGGGGUUAAAGCGAUAAAUAAAUAAAUAAAUAGAUAGAUAAAUAAAUAGAUAAAUGCCUGUUUAAAGAAUAUGUCCUAAUAUAUAAAAGUAUAUUUGUAAAAAAGGCCAGAGCAGCACACUGCACUUGGAAACAGUGCUGCCUUUGAAUAUUUAAGACAGACAAUGGAACGUCUGAAUGAAGUGCGGAGGUGAACGUUCGUUUCAGGGUCGUUAUUUCUCAUCCCAGUUCAUAAACUUCAGUCCAACGUUGACGUAUUUAACGGUUAAUCAUCCCAAUCCGCCUCAGACCCUGAUGUCGAGUCGCGUUUCUGCAGAGUCGAACAUUUGUGUUUUUGUAUGGGCCGAUCCUUGGAACGCUGCAGGAAGUGGGAUCGUGUACCAGAGCUGAACAGCAGGGGGCGCCGGAUCUCCUGGAGCUGAAACAAAAACGGCCCCGAUUGUCACAUUUAAAUCACAUUUCGUCAUCGAAUAAUGCUCUGAUUUCUUCCAAAGUGACGAAAAACAAGUAAAAAUGCUUCAAGAUUAAGCCUUUAUUUCUGUAUUUUUAUGCACAAAAAACCAACCAAACCACUUCAGAUCCCACUUUCAUGCAGCAUCGUUCAGAUUUAUUGAAGAUUGUUGUUUUUUUUUUUAUAGGAAAAUUAUGUUGGAGAUUAUUUAAUAGCUGUAAAUAUUAGUGUUCACCUUGUAGAUAUUUUUUCGUUAUGUUUUUUUUUUAUUUUCGGGGUCUUUUCACAACAAAAAACUGU